AUACAGCGCACCGAAGAGUCCCGCCGCCACGCUUUGCUCUGGAUCGCCCGCACCACAGCUACCGCCGCUGCCACCGCCACGCACCUGGAGAGCCAGUGUCCGCCACCCCCUGGCUGGAGCCACACACAAGUUCCUCCCCUACAGCCCCAGCCACCACACACAGCCGCCACACACCCACCACCCACCCCCGCCACGCCAGACUACUCUCCAAGACUUGUUUUGCCUAAAGUAGCGAUGCUGGCCACGAGCACGAGCUUCUAGCUCAGCGGCGGUGUCUUCAACGCAGCUCGGCGACGCUUCGAGACUUUCCCGGCAGCAUGAGGGGCAGUGUGGCGGCGCUGGCUACCGUGCUGGGCCUGCUGCUGGCCAACGCCCGCUCCGCCCUUCUGGUCACCGCCAACGUGGCCACUAAUGAGAUCCUGGACGCCCCUGUGCAGGAAGACUUCGACCUUCCCCCUUGCCGGAAUGGCGCGGCUUGCGGCUACAUACAGGUCAACGCCUUCGGGGUGAGCAGCAGACAGUUUUGCAGCUGCCGCGGAUUCCAGGGCGGUGAGCGAGGGGGCGUUGCGGCGAUGGGGGCCUGCGGCAUGGUGUGGGACCCCGAGGACGGGCGCUCAGUCACCAUGGGCUCCCAGCAGUUCAAGUAUUGUGGGUCGCCGCCUCCACUGCGUGUCUGUGGGAGGGAGGAUGCCGCCUACACGGCUGGCUUACUCUUCCACAAGGCGACCUUCAGCCUGACGGAGGAGCGGCAUGUCCUCCACUGCUACUGCCAGCCGCCGCUCUCCCACCUGCACUCCGACGUGGAGGAAUACGUCAUGGGCAGUAACCUGGUCGUGGAUACCAUCUUUACCUGCUCCAGCAUGCCGCCGUGCAUGGAAGGUUCGGCGUGCAAGGAGGUGUCAGUCGGGGAAGGGACCGCUCUAGUGAACUCCAAGUGCCGCUGUCCCCGCCAGUCGUCCUGUCCCACCCUCACCUCCUCCGCCAUCCCGCACUCCAACUCCUACCCCAAGGGCGCCGCCUACUCCGUGCACUGCCUGCCCCUUUACUAGAGGCGCUCUCAACACACAGACGGAGGCCAAGGAAAGCACUCACCACUACCUCCCUCACGUGUCCACGACUGACUCUCUCUCUUUCACUGUCUUCUCCUGACGUGACCUGCCUGAUGGAGUGAGACGAACCUAAACCUAACUCUCUCUCUCUCUCUCUCUCUCUCUCUCUCUCUUUCUGGGGAUCUACACCAGCGCCCUCUCCGAGCUCCCUCAAGGCAAGAGUCCCCUUCAGUGAGCCACCACAGCGCCACCAUCACUACCACCACCACCACCACCGCCACCUUCGUCCUCUCAAGACACGGGAACUAAGAAGGGCAGCUCUUCACCUUCUGCUACUUCUGCGGGAGUGUUUUAUUCUAGUGUUAGAUUCGGAUGUAUUGUCUCUCUCUCUCUCUCUCUCUCUCUCUCUCAGUGGUGGGUUGCCAAAUGCAGUAAUACUAAUCACUGGUCACACACACACACACACACACACACACACACACACACACACACACACACACACACUUCUUAGACAACAAUUAUUGGGUAUUAUAAUUUUCCUCUCUCUCUCUCUCUCUCUCUCUCUCUCUCUCUCUCUCUCUCUCUCUCUCUCUCUCUCUCUCUCUCCAUCCUCACGUCACACUCACACAUAACCAUAUAUGGAACGUGGAGCAUUUCAGUGUACGAGACUUCUUCCCCGCUACCGUACGAUCACCUAGCGGGAAGACUGAUGUAUGAUAAUGUACUUUUUUUCAUCAUUACUGUGUCAGGUUGCUUUACUUCUCUCUCUCCUCUCCCUCUCGCUCUCUCUCUCUCUCUCUCUCUCUCUCUCUCUCUCUCUCUAAGGUGAGUUGUUUGGGUCAGCUGGUUACCGGUAAUAUUCAAUCGGUAACUAUUACAUCACAUAUUACCUUUUAUUUUCUAUCCCGGCAUCGUGUAAUGAAAAGGAACCUCUCUCGACGCGAUGGCGCAUGACUGUCUGUAAUAAAAAGUUCAGCGCA
Messenger RNA from Portunus trituberculatus (swimming crab), 2029 nucleotides. Its product is annotated as U-scoloptoxin(11)-Sm6a-like. The record is from RefSeq and is a predicted model, not a curated record. Lineage: Eukaryota; Metazoa; Arthropoda; Malacostraca; Decapoda; Portunidae. The transcript is spliced from 4 exons. Bases 318 to 1049 code for a protein of 243 amino acids.